Messenger RNA from Haliotis rufescens (red abalone), 4395 nucleotides. Its product is annotated as PX domain-containing protein kinase-like protein. NCBI's taxonomy places the organism in Eukaryota, Metazoa, Mollusca, Gastropoda, Lepetellida, Haliotidae. Gene Ontology annotation, biological process: protein phosphorylation; early endosome to late endosome transport; protein targeting to lysosome. Gene Ontology annotation, cellular component: extrinsic component of endosome membrane; late endosome; early endosome. The coding region runs from base 105 to 1841 and encodes 578 amino acids. Gene Ontology annotation, molecular function: protein kinase activity; phosphatidylinositol binding; ATP binding. The record is from RefSeq and is a predicted model, not a curated record. The transcript is spliced from 14 exons.
CUGGCAAAAUGGCACCGCCCCUUCAAAACGAAAACAAGAAGUGACCUCCUGACUGCUCCCGGAUUCUGUUGAACUUAAUGUUUUAAAUGUCGCCAUAGACCAAAAUGGCGGAUUUAUUUGAGAAGAAGACUUCGGCGAGGGUGUCUUUGGAUGACACGCAGCUUUUAACAUGUGUGAUAGAGACUGCUCAGAAAAAUGGCGACCAUAUCGAGUACAUUCUCCGAGUUCAGAGGGGGCCAUUGAAGGAGAACUCCUGGCAGGUGAUGAAACGCUACAGUGACUUUGAUAAUCUUGAGUCUCAACUUCGUCAGUCCAACAUAGAACUUCCUCUGCCACCAAAGAAAGUGUUUGGGAACUUUGAUAGGGAGUUCAUCGCUGUCCGGCAGAGAGGGCUAGAGCAAUUACUGGCGAUAUUGUUGGGGAGCCACCUCCUGUCAAGCAGCAUCACGGUGAAGAGAUUCCUCGACCCCAACAACUACCAGGCCAAUCACCUUGAGGUUGCCCUUCAACAUGUCUCGAUGAUCUUCCGCUCUGAACCCAACUGGGAUGUUGUAGAACCAUUUCCUGAUGCAGGGUGGAGGAUUCGGAAGAACUACAUCCUGGUGAAACCACUCAGUCGUCCCAAACAGAGGCAGAUGCUCACAUGGAGUGACUAUGGCCCAGACAGCACAAUAGGAGAGAAGGAACUGGCAGCAUUGAUGAAAGUGUUAACUUCCGUUCAGCACCCUUACAUACAUCCGACAAUAUUUGCAACAGCCAAUGAAAAUGGAGGAAUGCUGAUUCGUCAAUUCAGUGAAAAUGGCAGUCUAAGAGAUAUGAUUUGCAAGUGCAAGCCUAAAGGACACUUUUUAAAAAAAUAUGGAAAUCCCAAGAACUUAUUGGCUCUUAACAUGGGGACGAUAAGAACAUUUGGAAAACAGAUAUUGGAGGCUUUAAAAUUUUUACAUGACAAGGGAUUUCCUUAUGGCCACCUCCAUGCAGGCAACAUCAUCAUCAAUGGCAGCACGUGCCAGCUGCUGGAGCUGGAGAACUGGCUGCUUGGUCUGCCCUCGUAUCAUCGACCCUUCUUCACUCAGUUCAAGAAGAUCCAAACUACAGAAGCAAUAGAUGUGUACAGCUUCGGACAUCUACUGUACGAGAUGGCAUUCGGUAGACAACUCAACACAGCGUCUUGUGACAGCUUCCCUCCAGACUGCCCGGCACAGAUACGAUCUGUGCUAGAAUCAAUACUGACGACUGAGGCCUGCAAGAAUGGGCUGCCCAGUGUAUCUGACCUCAUGUCUCAUCCGCUGUUUGCUGAUGUAGCUCUGGGUGUUAUGGAGAAACCACAGCUGAAGGUUCCCAGCAAACUGAAGGAGUUUGUGCGUACAGCUCGAGACCAGUUUGAACAAAGGCUCAAAGAGGAACAAAAGCUGAUUUCCAAAGUGAAGCGCAUCUCGAAGGCAAAAGAAUUCCACAUGUCAGAGGAUGAGAAGAAGAAGAGGCGGAAAUCAAGGAAGAAAGCUCUAGAGAAUGGUGAUGCAGAACCAACAUCUCCAACAUCACCAACAUCACCAACUUCUCCAACAUCGUCGUCAUUCCCGGCUCCCACAUCACCUUCUGCAGCUAGUCCAAUGUCCACCACAGGGGCAGCACCUCCUCCUCCACCUCCUCCCCCUCCACCAUCUUCUGGUGCUCCUCCCCCUCCCCCACCCCCAGCUCCUGCUCCCCCACCCCCCUCCAGUGCCCCGCCACCAGCGGCAUCAGGAGGGCGUGGCGCGCUACUCAGCUCCAUCUCUGGCUUCAGCAAGGGUGGGUUGAAGAAGACGAAAACCUCAGACAAAAGCAAACCUAGAUUGUGAUUGGCCAAUCAGCAGUGUCAAUUGUGAUCAUCCAGUCAGGUGUCAUGCUGUAGUUGUGAUCAGCCAAUGAGAUGGCAGCUUGGUUGUGAUCAGCCAAUCAGAAGAAAGAUAUAAAAUAUGACAGUUUGUGCCAAUACUCAUCAUUUUUCAGAAUGUAUUAGUGUAUAGAUUGUUGAAUAUGUUUUACAGUUUUAGUGCUUUCAUUUUGUUGUUGAGUUCCGAAACAUUUUGGAAGAUGUUGCAUCUGUGAUGGCAAAGAACAAAUCAUGUCCAUGAAUUAAUCAGAAUUAUAAUGAAGAGAACAUAUAUGAUAACAUAAAUUCAUCUAUGUAAAAAAACAGUUAUGUGAACUGUAUUCGCUGUAAUAAGAGUCCCAGGCGCUUACAAUAUUGGGGGGGGGGGGGGGGGCAUAUUCAAACAAUGCACACAUUUGUAAUUUGUAAUGAAACUGCAUUAGACCUCCUGUAGAUCCAUUUCGAUAAUAGUCACAGGGCAAAAUUUAGGCUGUUGUUUUCAUAUUUGCAAUAUACACACUAAAAUACAGACUGAUAUGUAAAUUGUCAGUGUGACUAGGGUGAAAGUAUAAAGAUUACUUACAGAUUGGUCUGGAAGUUGGUCAGAGGCGCUUAAUUUCAGUAAUUGUUUUUCAUUUAUUGAAUGGAUCAUCCUGCAAUAGCGUCUAAUUUGAUUCCAUGAGCACCAACACAGAAAUCAUUUUAGAAUUUAAAAAAUAUAUUGAUGUCAUCUGGUGUGAUGUAAAGAAUGAUUAGUUUUAUGAUUGUUCUUCACUGAAAUAUAAAUCUGAUUAAAAUACUGAAAUCAAUUACCAGUACUACAAAAUUUUGCAUCUCAAGAAUUUUGUUCAGUCUGUUAAGCCAUGUUGGUUUUUUUUGUGAUGGAUUUAAAAUUGAAAUUCAGUGAACACAAUGGUGAAGACUUAGUAAAUGAGAUUUGAUUGGUUGUUGUUUUUAAAUGUAGAUUGGAACCCUCAGUUUAGAGGUGUCGGGGAGACAUAUAAUAUACUGAAUGAAUUCCCAAAUAUCAUGAAAAUACAAUCAUUUGAAACACACCUCCAAUCGUGUGUUGUCCUUACUCUACCAAUGGUGAUAUCCUUCAGAUUGGAAAAUCUUAUAUAAAUGUACCAUUUAUCAUGUGAUGCCAUGAAAUGUGAAAAAAAUGUUUCUUAUCUUCAUUGAAGAAAGGGUGUGGAUGACCCAGUGAUCUAAGGAACUGUGAUUUGAUGUGCAGAGUUGUGUCCCUUCACCCUUCCAGUAUCCGAUGACUGUGGGUUCAAAUUCAAUGUUAGCCUGCUUAUUAUUCUUGGUUUGUCAACACCAUACUCGUGGUCAUGGGUUUCAACAUAAUAGUAUAUGUAAAGAGUGACUCUAUAUUAUUGUGCUUUCUAUUUUAUCACGGUAUUGGUAAAUCUCGUAAUCCACACACCCUGUCGAAUGUUUACUUUACCAAACCUAAGCAUGAUAUUUCAUAGCUUUAUUGAAUACAGGAUCCAUUUGUUUGGACGAAGUCCCUUGACCCAACCUAGAUCGUAUGCAUACUUAUUAUGCAUAAUCCAAAACAGGAAGUGAUGUAAAGCACAUAUUCCACAUGUAGCCAUACUACGAUAAUAGAGUUGCCCACCCUUGAAUCACCAAUGACAGGUACUUUGUUAACCAAACUCAAUAUCAAAAUCAAUCCUCAUUGAUGUGCCAUAAAAGUUGAACAAAUAAGAAGAAACGUUGUUUUUUUAUGACAUAUUUAGUAGGUUAGUAAGUGUGCGCCAUUACGAUCUAUUUUUUAAUUACCGGUAACUACCCGAUAAUAUAGCGUACCAUAUAUUAUGACAUCCGUAACCCACUUAUUUAUAACAGCGAACAGGCUAUGUCUGUGUUAUUUAAUGGUUCCAUUAAUGUCAAUAUUGUCUCACUUCAGUGGAAGAGUUGUCUUUUAUUGCCUAAGCUAACAAGUUUGAAUUAGUUUUCUACCUAUUGAAAAAUAGAGGAGAAAAAUGCCUGGUGACCUAUAAUAUUGAAGAAUUAACAGAUGAGGAACCGUUUAUUUCUUAUGGCCAUAUCACUAUGAUGUUGUCUACUAGUGAUAACAUUCCCAGGAUUUGGAGGAUCAAAUAUUGAUAUAACCCUGUGAUGUGUCCAUGUGAGUCUGCUCAUCUGUGUGUGUUGGCGUUACUGUGUUGUUCAUGUGAAUAUACUGAUGGAAAUUCAUAAGGGAACACUAAGUUUUAGACACUGUAAAAUUAUAUGCUAUCAAGGAUUCCCAAUCUUGUCUACCAAAUACGCGUUUAACAAUGCACACAAACACAUCUCAAUAUUUGAUUGUGAUGUGAUGAAUUUGUAUGCACGCUAUUUCAAAUUUACUGUCAGUAAGGCUUAUUUUCAAAUUUGUUUCAUUGUUCUUUCACCGAAGUUCGAAACGUCUUCGGGUUUUCCUCCAACAUUAAGCUGACACAAUAUGAUAUAACUGGAAUACUGUUAAAAGCAGCGUUAAACCCAACUCACUCACUCACUCACUGUUUCAUUGUUCCCGUAGGGGGUGCGGA